AUGGGCGCAGGCGCGCUUGGCGGAUCUGUGGCGGAAGCUUCGGCGGAAGAUGGUUCGAGCGGAGGCCGGUCGGCGGAGGAUGAGCGCCCGCUGAUUGCGCCAUCUGAGCGCAAAGGAGGCGCAUGGGCGGAAGGGGAAGCGCAGAGGACUAGCGCGCGCAUGGAAAAUGGAUGGGAUGAUUCCUUGCGCAAGGGGGGAAGCCAGGAGGAGUUGCGUCACGAGGAGGGCGCAGCCGCGGGGGAGGUGCGCGGAGACGGGGACCGCGAGGGAGCGGAGAGAUUGCGCGGAGGCGGAGCUCUCAAUAGCGCGGACGCCAAUGGAUGCGCGGAAGCUGGCCGUCCGGGAUCAGCUGGCGGAGGUGGCGGGGAGGUCGGGGGGGGAAAUGCGGCGGAAUUAGGCGGCGGGGAUGCGGGGAGAGGGGGAGGCGAGGCGGAAGAGCUGAUCCGGGCGGAAAACGACAAAGCGGAAGAGGAACGCGGAGAAGGGUACGAUAGGAGCGGAAACGGAAUAUGGGUAGACGAGGAGAAAGCACUCCGGGACGAGAAGGCGGCGGAAUCCGCGGGGGAUCCUUCCGCGGAUGGGGGCGCGAAGGGGAACGCGAGCGGGGACGAGAGCGAGUCGUCGCGGCGCACGGCGGACGGGGAGCGGUCGUUCGUGUGGCUGCUGAACGUGCCGCUAGAGGCGGAAGAUGACGUGGAGGAGGACGUGGAAAUCCUACGGCCACCAGACAGCGAGGGCGAGGCGGAGAAACUCGCGCAUCAGUUCAAGCAGGAAGUAGAUCUCCUCGCGCGCUUAGACCACCCGAACGUGGUGCGCUUCAUCGGCGCGUGCCAGCGCCCGCCCACGUGGUGCAUUUUGACGGAGUAUCUGGGCGGGGGGAGUCUGCGCGGGUUCCUGCAGAAGCGCGAGGGGCAGCUGCUUCCGCUGCAAGAGGUGGUGCGCCUGGCGCUGGAUAUCGCGCGCGGCAUGGCCUACCUGCACGCGGAGGUUAGUGGCAAGGGAGGGGGAAGGAGCGGGAGAAAAGGGGGAAAAGCGGAUUUUGGAGAAGCAGGGUUGGCGCGCGUGUGUGGGCGAACGAAGGGAGCUCCCAUCACCCUCGCCCCCACCCACCCCGGCAACUUCAAAACAACCUCAACCUCCACCCACUCACGCUCUCCGCACCCCACUCCCCUCCUCUCUCCCUCUCCCCUUCCCAACCCCCCCAUCCAGGGCGUGGUGCACCGGGACUUAAAGCCCGACAACCUGGUCCUGACCACAGACACCAUCGUGAAGAUCACCGACUUCGGUGUGGCGCGUCUCGAGGCCGACACGUCGCUCAUGACCGCAGAAACUGGCACGUAUCGGUGGAUGGCGCCCGAGGUGGUGGACCACCGCCCGUACACCAAGAACGUGGACGUUUACAGCUUCGGGAUUGUGCUGUGGGAGCUUUGCACCGUGCAGCUGCCGUUUGCGGGCAUGACGGCCAUGCAGGCUGCGUUCGCCGUGGUUAAUCGGGGCACGAGGCCAGACAUCCCCCCAAGCAUCCCGCUCCCACUAGCCGAGCUCAUGCAAGUGUGCUGGCACAGCAACCCGGACCGGCGCCCGCCCUUCACGUACGUGGUGCAGCAGCUGGAGGCCAUGCAGGAUGCUCUCUCCCGCGACCCCAACGCGCUGCCCGGCCAGGCCUCCUCGCACCACCGCGCAUCCGGCUCUUCUUCCGCCUCUGCUGGCGCCUCCCGCUCGCCGCGCUCCUCCUCCUCCUCCUCCUCGCUCUUCUGCUGCUGCUAG
Molecule: messenger RNA, 1767 nt
Organism: Closterium sp. Naga37s-1
Lineage: Eukaryota; Viridiplantae; Streptophyta; Zygnematophyceae; Desmidiales; Closteriaceae
Source: the annotation of a GenBank genome assembly